This is a messenger RNA of Plasmodium malariae, 351 nucleotides long. RefSeq names its product conserved Plasmodium protein, unknown function. The coding region runs from base 1 to 351 and encodes 116 amino acids. The record is from RefSeq and is a predicted model, not a curated record. NCBI's taxonomy places the organism in Eukaryota, Apicomplexa, Aconoidasida, Haemosporida, Plasmodiidae. The transcript is spliced from 2 exons.
AUGAAUACCACAUCAAAUGAAGAUGUUAACAAUAAGGACAAUCCAAAAGAGGUUAAAAAAAGAAAGAAACGAAAAAAAAAAAUCAUCAUAGAUGUUCGAAAAAAAGUUUUACGGAAAAAUGAAUUUUUGAGUGAACAUAUAAUAAAUCAAAAUGGUCAUAAGGAAAAUUUACCAAGUAAAGAGUAUACCAAUAAUACCACAAGCAGUAAGAAAGCUACUAGUAAAAAUGGACAAAAGAGUAAUACUGAACCUUUAAAAAAAGUUUUGUUUUUUGAUAAAGAGUACAAUAUCAGAGAGAUUGGACGAUGCCAGAUAUCUGACCUUCUUCUAAACCGAGUGCAGAAAAAAUAA